AUGUGGUGCCGUCGCUCGGCCAACCUGCUAGCCAAGGUGUGCCUCCUGGGCGCCCUCUCCGUUCACGCCCUCUGGCCUCACCCGACCAACUACACCUUGAACAAGAACGACACGUUCGCUCGCAUCUCGAGCGACCUUCGCUUCCAGCUCGUGCAAGGCACCGAUGCGUCUCGCGUGCCCUCGGACCUGAGCGCUGCCAUCACGGCGGCUGCCAAGCUCGCCAACACGGUCGACCUGUGGGAGCUCAUCCCUGAUCGCGGCGAGAAGUACCGCGAGGGGGUGAACAAGGCUCCGCUGAUCGCGAGCGUGCAGAUCAAGGUGCUCGAGCUCAUGCCCGAUACCGCGCCCAACCCUUGCGUGGGCAAGGCACCCAAUAACAACACCGUGCUCCUGCCCAGAGGUCUCCAGAAGCCGUUCGAUGGCAGGAAAAACGCAUUCGACGACAUCCAGGUUCGACAGGAACAGCAGGAAGGAUCUGGUCCGGACGAGGGCCAGGAUGCAGACAUCUGGAGCAACACGUGCAGCAUCGCAAACCACGCCGUCAAGGAGCUGAGUUACAACGUCUCGUCCCAGCCUCUCAGCUUGGAGACCGACAAGAGUGCGCCGGCUGAUCUGGGCCUCCUCGACGCCGAGAUGUACCGUCUCGUGGUCCCUUCGAACGGUGCGGCUAUCCAGUUGACUUCGUACACGGCGCUCGGAGCGCUUCGUGGGCUGCAGACGCUGCUGCAGCUCAUCUACGCGCUUCCUCCGCAGCAGGGUGGUAAGGUCGAGAGCCAGCGAUACGUCCGUGGUGUACCGAUCACGGUGACGGAUCGUCCGGGGUAUCCUUACCGCGGGUUGAUGCUGGAUACGGCGCGCAACUGGUUCGACCUCGCCACGAUCCGCAAGCUCAUUGAUACCAUGUCGUUUGUCAAGCUCAACCAGCUGCAUUGGCAUGCGACCGACACGCAGUCGUUCCCGCUGGCCUUUGACAAGGAGGCGGACGGGGGUGCGGAUCUGAGUGUGCUUGCACAGGCGGGCUCGUAUGGGUGGACGCAGAGCGAGGCUGGAGAGGUGGUGCGCAUGGUGUAUACGGAAGACGAUAUCAAGGCCGUCGUGGAUUAUGCUGCUGCGAGGGGGGUCAACGUCAUCAUCGAGACAGAUAUGCCGUCGCACAUGCUUUCUGGUGUUGAGGCUUUCGACGGUGGCAGUCUGUUGGGGUGUCCCAACCAGCCUAACUGGCAGACGGUUGCGGCCGAACCACCGUCCGGCCAGCUUCGGCUUGUGUCGAACAGCACCGAGUUCAACACGACAGCUGUCGACACGUUUACGGUCCCGCAGGGCGUCGGCGAGUUUGUCUCUGCGGUGUUGCGCAAGACGUCGUCGCUGUCCAAGUCGGUGUAUGUUUCGUCGGGCGGAGAUGAACCGAACUUCCGCUGCUGGAACUUGUCAAGCGAGGCGGGGAUGGAGCCAUAUCUCGGACCGUUUAUGUCGUUGGUGACGAACGUGACCGAGGCGGGGGGCAAGCGCGGGAUGGUGUGGGAGGAGAUGGCGGUCAAGUUCCCGACGGUGGCGAAGGAGCUCGCGCCCGGGUCGUUGGUCGAGGUGUGGAACGAUGCGAACAACUCGGCGGUUGCACUGCGUAACAAUCCGGAGGUCAACAUUGUCCUGGCGCCGUAUGCGUACUUUUAUCUGGACUGUGGCGGCUCGAACUUCCUCGGGAACUACACGGGCAGCAACUGGUGCCCAUAUGUCUCGUGGCAGCAGGCGUACAGCUUCGACCCGGCUGCUACGAUCCUCAACGCCACCGCUACGUUGGGCCCCAACCCUCCGGGCGGCGUCAAAGGUAUUCGGGAGAGGUUUGUCGGCGGAGAGCAUGCGGUCUGGAGCGAGCAGAUCGACCCGACCAAUCUGGACGCCAAGAUCUGGCCCAGGGCGGCGGCGGGCGCCGAGAUCUGGUGGACAGGCGACAAGGUGCGGGAGCGCAAGAGGAACAAGGUCGAGGCGCUGCCUAGAAUGAUGGAUCUCAGGUGGAGGCUUGUGCGCAUGGGCGUAAAGGCUGAACCGCUGCAGCCGAUGUGGUGUGUGCUCAGGCCGGGCGAGUGUGAUUUCUACUAG
Molecule: messenger RNA, 2097 nt
Organism: Sporisorium graminicola
Lineage: Eukaryota; Fungi; Basidiomycota; Ustilaginomycetes; Ustilaginales; Ustilaginaceae
Exons: 1
Coding region: 1-2097 (698 amino acids)
Biological process (GO): carbohydrate metabolic process; glycosaminoglycan metabolic process
Cellular component (GO): membrane
Molecular function (GO): beta-N-acetylhexosaminidase activity
Source: RefSeq, a predicted model, not a curated record